GAAAAAAAUACAGAUGGUCGGUAUCUCUCUCUCAAUCGGAUUUAUGUUUUGAAAAAAACGAAAAAAACUAAACUAAGUUCGGCCCUUGGCUUCGCUGCGCAAGAGGGUUGUAACAUUGUUAGCAGGAUUUGGACAGACUUGUCCCCUUGCUCCUCUCUCUCCUCUUAAUUUUCCCAUCUUCAACUUCUCUCUCUCUCCCCCCUCAUACCUACCGCAGGAAUCACUUGCCCUCUUGAUCUAUUUCUCUCUCAUUUUCCUUUCAAAAAAUCUCCACCUCAUCUAAAUGGUCUUCUAAAAAUAGAAUGAAUCAGGAAUCAGAUAUCCCUGAAUUUGUUGAAGUUGAUCCCACAGGGAGAUAUGGCAGGUACAAUGAAAUCCUUGGCAAGGGUGCUUCAAAAAUAGUGUAUAGAGCCUUUGAUGAGUAUGAAGGGAUUGAGGUUGCUUGGAACCAAGUGAAGCUUUAUGAUUUCUUACAGAGCCCUGAAGAUCUUGAGAGGCUCUAUUGUGAGAUCCACCUCCUCAAGACUCUCAAUCAUAAGAACAUCAUGAAAUUCUACACGUCUUGGGUUGACACAUCAAAGAGAAAUAUCAAUUUUGUCACUGAGAUGUUCACCUCCGGCACUCUCAGACAGUAUAGGCAGAAGCAUAGGAGGGUCAAUAUUAGAGCAGUUAAGCACUGGUGCAGGCAAAUCUUAAAGGGUCUUCUUUAUCUCCAUAGUCACGAUCCACCUGUUAUUCAUAGAGAUCUCAAGUGCGAUAACAUCUUCAUAAAUGGCAAUCAAGGGGAGGUCAAGAUCGGCGAUCUUGGCCUCGCCGCAAUUCUUCGCAAAUCUCAUGCUGUGCAUUGUGUCGGGACUCCUGAAUUCAUGGCUCCUGAGGUCUAUGAAGAGGAAUACAACGAAUUAGUUGACAUUUAUUCUUUCGGGAUGUGCGUGCUUGAAAUGGUCACCUUUGAGUAUCCUUAUAGCGAAUGCACACACCCGGCACAAAUCUAUAAGAAAGUUGUUUCAGGGACUAAGCCCGAUGCUUUGUACCGAGUUGAAGAUCCUGAAGUGAGAGGAUUUGUUGAUAAAUGCUUGGCUACAGUCUCAAGGCGACUCUCAGCGAGGGAGCUUUUAGAAGACCCUUUUCUUCAAAUUGAUGAUCAUGCUCCUGAGUGUAGCAAGGGAGAUAUUAGUGAUAUGGGAAUUUUAUUUAGGCAACCCUCUUUCGAUCUCUUUAAUUCUAGUGGCUUUGUUAAUGGUUAUGCUGAUGAGAUUCAGCAUCAAAGUGAAUCAGGGAAUGAAUGGGAUUAUGAUGGUGUUGAUAUUUCUACUCAUGGAAUAGAUCUCUUCAACAACCAUGAGGAUGAGCCAAUUGCUAAUGUAGAUAUAACAAUCAAGGGGAGAAGGAAAGAAGAGGGUGGCAUCUUUCUUCGACUUAGGAUCUCAGAUAAAGAUGGAAGAGUUAGAAAUAUUUACUUUCCUUUCGACAUUGAGACUGAUACUGCAUUAAGUGUAGCAACCGAAAUGGUAGCAGAAUUGGAUAUAAUAGAUUAUGAUGUGACUAGAAUAGCAGAAAUGAUCGAUGAUGAAGUAUCUUCUUUAGUCCCAGAAUGGGAGCCAGGGCCUGGUAUAGCUGAAACUCCACGAUUUGCUCCUGCAAAUGAUGGCUUAUGUGGGCAUUGCGCUUCAAACGUAUCGUCUUGUGGUUCACUUCUCGAUUUCAUUUCAAAAGCUCAGGGCUUUGGUAACAUUCAGUCAGUUAAUUGUUCUAACCUUGAGUGUGCAGCAAUGCACGGGCGAUUUGAGGAGAUUUCAUAUCAAAUGGAGGGGUCCGAGGAGCAGUGUAUGAUGGAAGGAGCACCUGGACUAUCUACUAGUCAAUCUGAUGAGCCUGAUGUUUGCUCUCAAGCACACUCUGAUGAAGAUUUUGAAGGUCCAGAUGAUGAACAUAGUCGAACUAUAAAAUCUAUGGGAGAUCUGGACACAAAUUUGUCUGAUGAUUAUGAGAAUGAGAUUCGUCAAGAGCUGAGAUGGCUCAAGGCUAAGUAUCAGAUAGAACUAAGAGAUCAUAAAAAUCGACAAUUGGGAGGAUCAAGAAGAGUUCGGCAUCCCUCUCCAGACGUGCAAAAUAGAGAUUGUUCUUCUUCAGAUACACGAUUACAAGUGUUUGAAGAAAAACUGAUGAGCGCUAAUCGGAGCUUAGUUUUCUCGAGCUGCCCAAAUCUGGAAGCCCAAAGGGAUCAAGAUUGUGAGGCGAAUGUUGACGAGUGUCCCGAGCAAUUCACAGCGAAGAAUUUCUAUGCAAAUGGAUCAAUUCUACCAAACUGCCUCAAUAGAACUAAGUCUCUUCCUGUUGAUGCAGUUGAUGUCUGAUAACUUGGAUAUUUAUGUAAUUUGUUGUAUUAUUAGACUGUAGGUAUCCCUUCAUCGCAUCAGAUAUGUAACAUUCUGCUUUACGGAGAAUGUGACUGUGUAAAUUGAAGAGGCCAAACUAGUAAAGAGAGGCUUUUCAUUUCUUUCAACAUAUUCCAAUAUCUUUUCUUGGUUUUCUUU
Asparagus officinalis (garden asparagus) is the source of this 2537-nucleotide messenger RNA. Its product is annotated as probable serine/threonine-protein kinase WNK9. The coding region runs from base 303 to 2357 and encodes 684 amino acids. Gene Ontology annotation, cellular component: cytoplasm. Gene Ontology annotation, molecular function: protein serine/threonine kinase activity; ATP binding. The record is from RefSeq and is a predicted model, not a curated record. The transcript is spliced from 7 exons. Gene Ontology annotation, biological process: protein phosphorylation; intracellular signal transduction. Lineage: Eukaryota; Viridiplantae; Streptophyta; Magnoliopsida; Asparagales; Asparagaceae.